Molecule: messenger RNA, 1230 nt
Organism: Schistocerca americana (American grasshopper)
Lineage: Eukaryota; Metazoa; Arthropoda; Insecta; Orthoptera; Acrididae
Product: probable DNA-3-methyladenine glycosylase
Exons: 3
Coding region: 156-1001 (281 amino acids)
Biological process (GO): base-excision repair
Molecular function (GO): DNA binding; alkylbase DNA N-glycosylase activity
Source: RefSeq, a predicted model, not a curated record
CUUACAUAUCUGCUCGAUUUUUGUGUGACGAAUAUCGAUUGGUCUAGUUGUGUUUAUUUAUAUUUAGAAUAAGCAGGCGCGGUGUUCUUAUUUUGUUUACACAUAUUAGAGUGCUUCCAUUUUAUACUCUUGGAUUAAAGCAUCAUUUAUCUUCCAUGAAGAGAACAAGAGAGAAAACAUCAAAAGGAAAAAAGAGAAUUGAAACAGAAGCUACAAGUUGUUACUUUCCAGCAGCUACUGAGAAGGAAAUUGGUGCUGUAAACUCCAAUCUGGUGAUCUCAGAAACAUGUGGAAGCAUCAGAUUAAAGGAAGAAUUCUUUGACACAUACUGUGAAGACUUAGCCAGGAACCUCAUAGGGAAAGUACUUGUUAGAAAAUUUGAUAAUAGAACCUUGAAAGCUAGAAUUGUUGAAACAGAAUCUUACCUUGGUGGUGUUGACAAGGCUUCACAGUCUUACAAUGGGAAAAUUACUGAGAGAAACAAACCAAUGUUCAUGAAACCUGGAACAACUUAUGUAUAUCUCACAUAUGGAAUGUACCAUUGCUUCAACAUUUCUAGUCAAGGGGAUGGGGCUGCUGUUCUUAUAAGAGCAUUGGAACCAAUUGAAGGAUUGAAUUACAUGUGUCUCCAGCGACAGCAAAGUAGGAAAAGAAAAAACGAUGGAAGUGUAAAAAUGUCAUUGCAAAAAAAUAAUCUGAAACCACAUGAACUAUGUAAUGGUCCAGGGAAGUUGUGUAUUAGCAUGAAUAUUGAUCGUCAUACUUGCAACAUGAAAGAUUUAAGUCUGUGGGAAGGGAUGUGGAUUGAGGAAGAUAAUGAAAGUCGUAAAAUAUCAGAAAGUGAGCUUUUUGUUAAAACACACAGAAUUGGUAUUGAUUCUGUUGGUGCGGAGUGGGCUAAGAAACCACUUCGUUAUUAUCUAAUGGGAAACAAAUCUGUUAGUCGGUUGGAUAAGCAGAAGGAGUUAGAACUUAGAAAUAUGGUUGUAUCAUCUUCAUGAGACACCCACUUUUGUGCAAUAUGUCCCUUGUGUUUUGUUACCAUGUUACUAGAACAGUAACUAAACUUAGUGUAAGAUUUUUGUAUGGUGGUGGACCAGUGGUUGGAAAAACUAGAAUACCUUCAUAUGAAGAGGCAUUAUUGUUCACACAUACAAAGUUGACACUUGGCACGGUGGCUGAUGGGAGGGACGCAAAUGGGAAAUGCCUUUGCGAUCGCUCACAUCAGGC